This is a messenger RNA of Rhododendron vialii, 2401 nucleotides long. Its product is annotated as protein IQ-DOMAIN 14. Gene Ontology annotation, molecular function: protein binding. The transcript has 7 exons. The coding region runs from base 500 to 2197 and encodes 565 amino acids. Lineage: Eukaryota; Viridiplantae; Streptophyta; Magnoliopsida; Ericales; Ericaceae. The record is from RefSeq and is a predicted model, not a curated record.
AUUGCUGUCACUUAAAAAUAGUCUUCCCAUUCAAGUAAAGUUAGUUGAAGUUGGCCAAUGCCUUCUUGAGUGAGAAAGUGGCCAACCCUCCAACCCCUUUCUUCUCUCUCCUCUCUCUCUCUUUCCUACCCCUUUCAUCAUCCAUGAUCAACCCACCGGAGAAUAAUAAAACCCACAAAAGUAUGAAAGAUUCAAAGUUCUAAAAGAGAGGAGGUGGUAAAAGCAAAGCGUCUGAACCCAAUAUCUGAAAGCUAGCUGCUUACUAUUGAAGGGAAGAAUCAUGUUGUAAGGAUGUUUAGAGAGAGAAAUAUCGAGUUUUAGAGAGAGAGAGAGAGAGAGAGAGAGAGAGAGAGAGAGAGAGAGAGAGAGAGAGAGAGAGAGAGAGGGCCUAAUUUCUUUCUGUUGCACAGUUUCAGCCCUUUUGCUAGGUGCAGCUUUCUGAAAGGAUUUUGGAGGAUUGGCAAAAACUUCUCGAGGGAGGAAUAGUGAUGCUAGAAAAAUGGGAAGGAGUUGGUUUUCUGCAAUCAAGAGGGUUUUCAUACCCAGUUCUAAAGAUAAGCCAGUGAAUGGAUCGGAGAAGAAAAGCACCAAGGAAAAGAAGAAGGGAAAACUGAGGCAUGCAGAGACGAAAUCAUUCAUCCGAUUCAGGGAGCCAAGCAGUAUCGAGAAGAUACUCGGGGAAGUUGAUCAACAGAAGUUACUUGUUAGACCUCCCACGCCUGCCGAGCAACCAAACACACCAACUUUGGCUGUACCCAGGGCUUCAUCUCCUAGGGUUGCUUCUCCUAGGGUUGCUUCUCCAAGAGUUGCUUCUGCAAGAGUUACUUCUCCCAGAGUCGUUUCUCCCAGAGCCGCCUCCGCACAAGUUACUUCUCCGCGAGCUGCUUCUCCACGAGUUGCAUCUCCGAAAGCUGCUUCUCCACGAGUUGCAUCUCCAAAAGCUGCUUCUUCAAGAGGUGUUCAUGAUCAGCUUAAGGAAGUUAGAUACAGGCCAGAACCAACUCUAUGGUACCAACAUCUUUCAGCCAUCAAGAUCCAAUCAGCCUAUAGAGGUUACAGGGCUAGGAAGAGCUUUAGAGCUUUGAGGGGUCUUGUGAGGCUUCAAGGAGUGGUGAGAGGCCAGAACGUGAAGAGACAGACUAUGAGUGCAAUGAAAAUGAUGCAACUCUUAGUUCGGGUUCAAACUCAAAUUCAGUCGCGGAGGAUCCAGAUGUUAGAAAACCAGGCACUCCAACGCCAGCCUUACAAGAACGACAAGGACUUGGAGAGUAACUUCGGCAAAUGGACCGUGAGCCAGUCUGAGGCAGGUCAAAACGAAAACUGGGACGACAGUUUGCUGACAAAGGAGGAAAGGGAGGCGAGGAUGCAGAAAAAGGUGGAGGCCAUGUUCAAGAGAGAAAGAGCAAUGUCCUAUGCUUAUUCCCACAAGCUAUGGAGAACCAAUCCUAAAUCAGCUCAAACAUCAGUAAUGGACACCCAAGCCGGUGGAUUUCCCUGGUGGUGGAAUUGGGUGGAACGGGAACUCCCACCAUCAAAUCCUGCUGAAAGCCAAACUGCAAAGAGUUUUCAUCCAACGCCUCCAAAACCAAGCCCACGGCCUGCAUUUGGAAACUUCAAGCAACAGAAUAUCAGAUAUGAUAAUUUUGAAUCAAGUACGCCAAGGUCAACGAGAUCAGCGGCUCCUAUCGGAAUCUACAAGCAACCGAAUAUCAGAUAUGAUAAUCUUGAAUCAACUACACCAAGGUCAACAAGGUCAGCGGCUCCUAUCAGAAACAGUCUGGGGCUGAUGAAGAACUCGUAUCAGAAACCAAGAACUAGUGCUGCCAAUUCUGCUUUCGAUGUGCCACUGAAAGACGAUGAUAGCCUCAUGAGCUGCCCCCCAUUCUCCGUUCCAAAUUACAUGACACCAACUGUUUCGGCCAAGGCUAAAGCAAGGCCUUUUAGUAACCCGAGGGAGAGGUUCCCGGGGACUCCUACUGGGACUCCUACUGGCGAUCCCAAUAGACGGUUCUCAUUCCCUAUGACGCCUAACAUUGGUUCCUUCAAAUGGAACAAAGGGUCUAGUAGUAAGGGUUCACCUUCAAAAAGGGUGUUUGAAAAUCAGCAGUCUUUGCAAUCUGUCGGGGAUUUGAGUAUCGACUCUACUCUUUCGAUGCCUGCUGCUGUUGGGAGGAAACCGUUUAACCGAUUUGUGUGAUUGUUUUUGGGUUCUUUUUUUCUCCUAUUACGUUUAACAGCUUUCUUUCUAGCUAUUGGGUUUUAGUUUUCCUGAUUGUAUUGGUUUUUUUUUUUUGUUUCAAUACUGAAUGUGUUUGAGUUACAAAUGCUGAUCUUGUAAAAUACUAAUAAAGAAACAGUAGGAUCUGUUGGCUUGAAUGGAAGAGGAUUUGGGUUUUGAGAA